Molecule: messenger RNA, 978 nt
Organism: Psammomys obesus (fat sand rat)
Lineage: Eukaryota; Metazoa; Chordata; Mammalia; Rodentia; Muridae
Product: vomeronasal type-1 receptor 4-like
Exons: 2
Coding region: 1-978 (325 amino acids)
Biological process (GO): G protein-coupled receptor signaling pathway
Cellular component (GO): membrane
Molecular function (GO): pheromone receptor activity
Source: RefSeq, a predicted model, not a curated record
AUGUGUUUUUCAGAUACAUGUCUGUCCUUACUAACACUUUCUUGGAAAACCGUUUGCGUCCUUGUAUCCUGGAAACAAGAAAUGGUUUUAAAGUUUAUUAAAGAAAUAAUUUUUCUCUUCAUGACUGUGCUUGGCACCCUUGGGAACAUUUCAGUUUCUGUGAAUUAUAUGUUCAGUUUAUUGGGAGGCUCUGAGAGAAAACCCAUACACCUUAUUCUCAUCCAUUUGGCUUUUACAAACAUCAUAAUCCUUCUUUCAAGAGGAUUGCAAAAGACAAUACCGUCUUUUGGAUUGAGAAACUUCCUGGAUGACAUGGGCUGUAAGAUCAUUGUUUACCUGGAGAGGGUGGCCCGUGGCCUCUCCAUCUGCACCACCAGUCUCCUCACUGUGGUCCAGGCCAUCAUCAUCAGUCCCAGAGCAUCAUGGUGGAGGGGGCUCAGGCCAAAGUCUGCAUGGCACGUCCUUCCAUUCUUCUUAUUAUUUUGGAUAAUCAAUGCUUUAAUAAGUUCAAACCUAAUCCCUUCCAUGAAAAGUACAAAUCUGAAUAUAUCUCAUUUUAAGUAUGCCUACAAAUAUUGUUAUUUUGUGCUAGAAAGUCAGAAAAUAAAAUGGAUUUUCCUCACCUUCAUGAUCCUGAGAGAUGCAGUGUUUCAGGGUGUCAUGGGAGGGGCCAGUGGCUACAUGGUAUUUCUUCUCCACAAACACCACCAGCAUGUCCUCUACCUUCACAACUCCAAGCUUCUCUACAGAACUCCCCCUGAGCUGAGAGCUGCUCAAAGUGUCCUCCUUCUCAUGCUCUGUUUUGUUCUCUUCUACUGGACAGAUUGUGCCUUUUCUCUAAUUUUAAGUCUCUCUUUGGGAGAAAAUUCUUUGAUGGUAAAUAUUCAAGAAUUUCUGGCUCUUGGUUAUGCAACUUUUAGUCCCCUCGUGUUGAUUCACAGGGAUAAACUUCUCCCCGAUUGUUGGUAUGCUCAGUGA